AUGAAAUUCCCGUUAGAGAAUCCGAGGAAACAGGUGAACUGGGAUCCUGAACAAGUGGCCGUUCAGACCAACAUGGUCCCGCAGAAGAAGCCGCAGUCAGGUGCAGUCCAAUCCAGUCUGGUCCAGGCCAGUGUUUCGGCCAUGCAGAACCCGAUGGGCUGCGAGCUGAAAAACGGUCACUGUCUUCUACCACGACUCUCCAUCUCGUCCCGAUCGGCCAGCGUGCUCACCGGCAUGGAUUCUGGAGCGGACGGAUCGGCUCUGCACUCUGUCAUGAAGUGGAAAACGGUGCUGGCUGUGUUUGUGGUGGUGCUAUCGUAUUUAGUGUGUGGAGGUCUGGCGUUUCAGGCACUCGAACAGCCCUUCGAGAGCAUCCAGAAAGACUCCAUCACCCAGAAGAAAGCCCAGUUUCUGCAGAAAAACCCCUGCGUCUCUCCUGCCGACCUCGAGGUGCUUAUUAAGCAUGCAGUAGAAGCGGUCAGCGCUGGAGUGAGUCCCAUUGGAGACGCGUCCUAUAACUCCAGCCAGUGGGAUCUCGGCAGCGCUUUCUUCUUCGCUGGAACCGUCAUCACUACAAUAGGCUAUGGAAACAUCGCUCCCAGCACUGAGGGCGGCAAGAUUUUCUGCAUCCUUUACGCCAUAUUUGGCAUCCCUCUGUUCGGCUUCCUGUUGGCCGGCGUUGGGGAUCAACUGGGCACGAUGUUUAUGAAGAGCAUCUUGAAGGUGGAGAAAGUUUUCAGGCAAAAGCACAAGCAAAUCAGUCAGACCAAGAUCCGCGUGACCUCCACUAUCCUUUUCAUCAUUGCCGGAUGCAUCAUUUUUGUCACCAUCCCAGCGGUGAUUUUCAAGCACAUCGAGGGAUGGAGUACAUUAGAGGCUAUUUACUUUGUCGUCAUUACGCUCACGACUAUCGGCAUUGGAGAUUAUGUGGCAGGAGGAGAUCGGAAAAUUGAAUACAUGAAAUGGUACAAGCCUCUGGUGUGGUUCUGGAUUUUGGUGGGUCUGGCGUAUUUUGCAGCAGUUCUCAGCAUGAUUGGAGACUGGCUCAGGGUUUUGUCCAAGAAAACAAAAGAGGAGGUUGGACAACAAGUUGGAGGCAUUAAGGCUCAUGCGGUGGAAUGGAAAGCAAACGUCCGAGCAGAGUUACGUGAAACAAGACGGCGUCUCAGCGGAGAAAUUCACGAUAAACUCCAGCGAGCUGCAACUAUUCGCAGCAUGGAGCGCCGGCGUUUGGGUCUGGAGCAGCGUGCGCAUUCACUCGACAUGUUAUCGCCUGAAAAACGAGCUGUUUUUGCUAGUUUGGAUGCCGGACGCUUCAAAACAUCCUCGCAGGAGAGCAUCGACACAAAACUCAACAACCUGCGACUGAAGGCUAAAUGCGGAGAGCAGCAGACGUCGUCAGAAGAAAACAUCUUCAACCGCUUCGGCUCGCUCACUAAACUAGCCAAGCGCAACAGGAGUAAAGAUCUGCGCAGGAAUAUUCAGGAGGAUGCGGCUCAGAUGGACGAACUCAACAACGUGACGCUGGGAGAAGAGAGACAAGAGGAGGAGGACGAGGACCAGAUGGAGGAGGAGGAGGAGAAGGUGGAAAAACAGGCCAACACUGGAUUUACCUGUCUGCCGCACUAUCCUGAGGAACCCAAACAGCAGAAUGGUUUCGCACCUGCUCAGGUUAAAGAACAAGAGCGGAAUAAAAGACUGGAGCUGAAGGAGCACCAACCGUAGGCACACGAUCACACCUGAAGGGCCAAAUUCACACAGGAUGUGUAUUA
Messenger RNA from Danio aesculapii, 1772 nucleotides. It is a transcript of the gene kcnk10b, whose product is annotated as potassium channel, subfamily K, member 10b. Lineage: Eukaryota; Metazoa; Chordata; Actinopteri; Cypriniformes; Danionidae. The record is from RefSeq and is a predicted model, not a curated record. Gene Ontology annotation, molecular function: potassium ion leak channel activity. Gene Ontology annotation, biological process: stabilization of membrane potential; potassium ion transmembrane transport. Bases 1 to 1725 code for a protein of 574 amino acids. The transcript is spliced from 7 exons. Gene Ontology annotation, cellular component: membrane.